Molecule: messenger RNA, 771 nt
Organism: Nicotiana attenuata
Lineage: Eukaryota; Viridiplantae; Streptophyta; Magnoliopsida; Solanales; Solanaceae
Product: zeatin O-glucosyltransferase-like
Exons: 4
Coding region: 1-771 (256 amino acids)
Molecular function (GO): UDP-glycosyltransferase activity
Source: RefSeq, a predicted model, not a curated record
AUGUCAGAUAUGCAGAAGGGACUUGUGCCAACUAUACUUGAACUUCUACCGGACUCUUUUACUGUGUAUUCUGCAUCCAGACAAAUUGUUAAUGUAGUUGACGAGGAUCAUGACAAAAUGAUCACUCAACUUGAUGAAUUUCCACGUGUGAAGAAUUGUUUUGGAUCUGAUAUAGUCGAGUUUGUGAAAAAAGAACGUGAGCCGAAUCCCAAUACUGGUGAAUUUAUGAAUUUUUCUAGAGAAUUGGAAGGCAAAUGCAUAGAUUUACUUGCUAAUGUCAGAUCUAAGCCAUUGAGUCAGGAGCUAGUGAAUGAGCUUGCGCUUGGUUUGGUACAGAGCGACCACAAGUUUAUUUGGGUACUAAGAGAAGCAGAUAGAAAGAUAGAUAGCGAGAAAUGUGAAGGGCAAGACGGGAAGUUUAAAUUACCUAAAGGGUUUGAAGAAAAAAUGGAAGGAAAAGGAAUGGUGGUGAGAAAUUGGGUGCCCCAAUUGAAAAUCUUGGGACAUAAAUCUAUAGGCGGGUUCUUGAGUCACUAUGGAUGGAAUUCGUGUAAGGAGAGCGUUAGCACGGGAGUUCCUAUAGCAACUUGGCCGAUCCAUGUGGACCAACCUUAUAACGCUGUUUUUGUGACCAACGUGCUGAAAAUUGGAACUUCGGUUAGAAGUUGGGCUUGUAGGGAAGAAUUGGUGACAUCAAAGGCGGUUGAGAAAGCUGUCAACACAUUGAUGGGAACACCAGAAGCAGAGGCGGACCCAAGAUUCGACAGUUAA